Messenger RNA from Penicillium oxalicum, 1089 nucleotides. RefSeq names its product zinc-binding alcohol dehydrogenase family protein. The coding region runs from base 1 to 1089 and encodes 362 amino acids. The transcript has 2 exons. Gene Ontology annotation, molecular function: oxidoreductase activity, acting on NAD(P)H. Lineage: Eukaryota; Fungi; Ascomycota; Eurotiomycetes; Eurotiales; Aspergillaceae. The record is from RefSeq and is a predicted model, not a curated record.
AUGGAUUCCUCGCGUGAAAUUCCCACCUCCCAGACCGCCAUCAUUCAGCACGAAGGUGGAAACCUUCGCAUUACACCAGGCUUGCCCAUUCCCGACCUCGAACAAUGUCACAUAUUAGUCAGGGUCGCGGCAGUGGCCCUGAAUCCUUGUGAUUUUAAAAUGCCCCUGCGGUUUCCAACUCCGGGUCUAUGGGAUGGUUGCGACUUCGCAGGUACCGUCGUUGCUGUUGGCAGCCAAGUCGCCGCGGAUGGUAGAUUUCAGCUUGGAGACAAAGUGUUCGGGGCUGUUCAAGGGUCUAAUCAAUCUGAUCCGACAUCGGGUGCAUACUGCGAAUACCUCAAAGUCGAACAAGAUUUUGUUUUCCGUAUUCCAGAAAGCAUGUCAUUCUUGGACGCUCCAGGAAUUUCCGGUACAGGGAUCGCAACGCUAGGCGUUGCUUUGUUCUGGUCGCUGCAGAUACCGGGGAGCCUUGACGCACCUUCGCAAAACCCAGUUGACGUUUUGAUCUAUGGUGGGAGCAGCACCGUUGGGCUUCUUGCAAUUCAGAUGGUCAAAUUGUCUGGUCACCGGGCCAUAACAACCUGUUCACCCAAGAACUUCGACCUCGUACGUUCUUACGGUGCGGACCUCGUUUUUGACUACAAGUCAGAGAAUUGCGCAAAAGAUAUACGAGCGGUAACCAAAAAUACCCUUCGGUAUGCGCUUGAUCCUUUCGCCGAGGCCAAGACUGUUCGUCUGUGCCAGGAAGCGAUCGGUCGCACUGGCGGAAGAUACUGUGCCUUGGAACAAUAUCAGGAGCAUCUUUGCGUCCGGAAGACGAUUAAGAAUGAUCUUGUCAUGGGAGGUGCCAUUUCUGGCAAAGGUGUGCAGUUGCCGGAGCCUUAUGGCAUCCCCCCAAGGCCGGAGAUUGGAGACUGGGCUCGGACUUGGUACAGGGUUGUCGAGACACUGAUUCACGAGGGUAAGCUGAGAGGGUGUCCCGUCAGAGUACUUUCUGGGAGGUUUCAGGGUAUUCUGAGUGGGCUGAAGUUGUUGAAGGAUGGAUCUGUGUCUGGUGAAAAGCUAGUCGUCUCCUUGGAAGAUGUGUGA